Messenger RNA from Gracilinanus agilis (Agile Gracile Mouse Opossum), 5433 nucleotides. RefSeq names its product protein phosphatase 1 regulatory subunit 15B (gene PPP1R15B). Bases 20 to 2851 code for a protein of 943 amino acids. The transcript is spliced from 2 exons. Lineage: Eukaryota; Metazoa; Chordata; Mammalia; Didelphimorphia; Didelphidae. The record is from RefSeq and is a predicted model, not a curated record. Gene Ontology annotation, molecular function: protein phosphatase regulator activity. Gene Ontology annotation, biological process: response to endoplasmic reticulum stress. Gene Ontology annotation, cellular component: endoplasmic reticulum; protein phosphatase type 1 complex.
ACCUCAGUGCACCAGCCAGAUGGACGCCGAAGGGUGGGUCAAAAGCGGCCUAACUCUGGGAAGAAGGAAGAGGAGGAGGAGUAGAGGCGGGAAGGGGUGGGACCGGCGCGAGGAGGCCCGGAUGAGAGCGAGAAAAGCCCCUCCUACCCGUGUGCUCGCGGCUGACGUUCGUCGGCGUGCGGCCAAGAGGCGACGACGUGCGGCCGGCGCGCCCUGUCGUACUAAGUCCCAGCUCGCUGCCGGCUGUCCCGUCUCGACGCCGGCCCUUCGGCCAUUUUGGUUCUCUCUCCGCCCGGGCUCUUGCCGGCUUCCGGGCCUUCUGUCUCCGCCGCCUUCUGCCGCCGCCGCUUUAGGGCGGCUUCUCUGCUUGUCUGGAAGAAGCCACCGCCGGAGGGGUCCUUUCUAUGGUGGCGGGUCUCUCGCCUGCCUGAGGCAGCUCUGUCCCAGCCCAUCCUGGGCUUCCUGUUCGCCCCUUCGCCAUGGACACCGCCUCCCCAGCCGCCGCCUGCGCUCAUCCUGCCAGACUUUGGCCCUCGGACCGCCGCCGUCACCGCCGCUUUCCCCCAUGGCGCCCCUGCCGGGCCGCGGAACAUCAUCGUCGGCCUGGAGUAGUGGCCCUGCCGCUCAGCCCUGCAGAGGCUGUGUGAGCGUCGCUCAGGUCGUGUCCUGUCCCCGCCCCGCGCCCCCCAGUGAUAGCCCCGCUGAGGCCAUGGAGCCCGGAGCCCAGCGGCCCCGAGAGCAGCCUGCGUCCGCCGCAGGCUCCUGGUUCCGACUGCCCUUUUUCGUGCGUCCUCACCGGGCGCAGCCCGCUGCAUGUGCCCCGUGCCCGGCUCCCUCCGCUGGCGAGAAGAGCGCGGACCCAGGGCGCCAGGCCAGAGCCUGGCUGGCGUUGCUCUCACAGUUCCUGGCGCCGCUGCCCGGCCUGCUGCAGAAGCUGCUGCUGUGGGGUCAGCUGCUGGGGGGCAUGAUCCCGAGCCGCUGGCUGGAGCUGGCUUCAAGGAAGAGAGCCUUAAGAGACCGGGGAAAUGCCCCCGCCGCUGUCCCGGUCGCCCAGAAGGCUGCCAGCUUCGACUGUCCCCCGGACGACCCCGCUGCCGCCCCCCUGAAAUGGCUAGAGGAGGGCAUGCAUUGGCAGUGCGGCUCCCCAGAUCUGGAACUGGAACUUGAGGGCAAAGGAGGGCCUUUGGACCCCGCAACGCACUCCCUCCUCUUGCAGCAGCAGCUGUGGGGAGCUGAGCUGGUGCAAAGCAGCCUCCAGGCCCAUCUGUUCCCGGAUAAGGAACUUUGUUCUACGGCUAAUGGGGCUCUAAACAUUGAGCGCUUCAACAAUUUCAAUGUGGUCUCCUAUGUGCUGAACCCCGCCGGGCUGAACUGCCUGUCUCACGUGGAGCUCACCUGUCAAAAUAGUUUUGAGAGUUCAGAGAGAGGCGACUUCCAGACACUAACUCUAGAAAGCUGCUUUUUGGCUGCUGACCAGAGUCACCAGCCCCAGCCACUGAAUGCAGAGAGUCCUGGAUCCACCUGGCAGGGCUUUCCACACAAAUCACCCCUCUCUAAGGAGGGGCUGCCAGAAAUCCACCAUCUUCGAAUGAAACGCCUGGAAUUCUUGCAGCAGGCCAGCAAGGGCCAAGCAUUGCCCACUCCUGAUCAGGAUCACGGCUAUCACAGCCUGGAGGAGGAGCACAACCUGCUUCGCAUUGACCUGAGCCAAGCUUUGAAAUCUGGAAGUUGUAGAGAGAGUUCUGUACAGUGUGUUCCGGGCUCAGAGGCCCUUGUAGGGGGCACAGAGGAUCCAACUGCUGAGGGAAAGAUUGGGUUGUUGGUUACAGAGAUCCCCUCUCUUUUGGCAAAACGGGACUCUACAGAAAACAGGCCAACUUGUAAUCCGUCUUUAGAGAGAGACACCUUGGGUAUACAGCAGAAUGUGGUUGACAGCUCAGAUAUAGAAGAUGACCUUCCUGUUUCUGCAAGACCAGCAUGUAGUAACAAAUUGAUUGAUUAUAUUUUGGGAGGUGCAUCUAGUGACCAGGAGACAAGUACUGAGUCUGAGGGUGAGGAUUGGGACGAAGAGGUUGAGGAUGAUGGUUUUGAUAGUGAUGGUUCUCUUUCAGAAUCAGACUCUGGUAAAGGGCAUUCCGAAGGCCUUCACCUUUGGAACUCUUUCUACAGUAUAGAUCCUUACAACCCUCAAAACUUUACCGCGACAAUUCAAACUGCUGCUAGAACUAUUAGUGGAGACCAUUACGAUUCUGAGGAUGACUCUCCUGAAAAGUCUGAAGGAGAGGAUUCUUCUUGGACUGAAAGCCCACCUUGUUCUCCUGACCAUAGCUCUGGAGAAGAGGAUGAUUGGGAAUCUAGUGCAGAUGAAGCAGAGAACUUAAAACUCUGGAACUCUUUCAGUAACUCUGAUGACCCCUACAACCCUUUUAAUUUUAAAGCACCUUUUCAGACAGCAGGGAAAAAAGGGAAAGAUGAAUGUGACUCAAAUAUGCGAACUGAGACCACAGCCAUCUCUCGGGGUCAUGCCUUACUUAGUUGUAAGGUACAGCUGUUAGGAAGUCCAGAGACCGGAAUCACAGACAUUGUCCAGUAUGGGAUUCUUUCUGGAGAAAAACACACAUCUACCAGAAGAAAAAAGGUAACCUUUCUUGAAGAAGUUACUGAGUAUUACAUAAGUAGUGAUGAAGAUCGAAAAGGACCCUGGGAAGAAUUAGCAAGGGAUGGAUGUCGGUUCCAGAAACGAAUUCAAGAAACAGAAGAUGCUAUUGGAUACUGCUUGACAUUUGAGCACAGACAGAAAAUUUUUAACAAACUCCAGGAAACAUACUACAAAAGAUUUAAUGUUUUCUAGUGAUUAUGAUUGGAAGAUGAUAGUCCUCUUGCCCCACUAAUACACACUACCUCUUAACAUAAGAAGAGGUAUCUUCCUUUUAAAAGUAGAAGUUGGCAGCUGCUCUUUAGUUUCUGAAAGAAUGAAAUUUGGAUGCAGUGCCCCCAACUUAAUGUUACCUGUGUGCAACAAAAACCUCUUUUGAAGUGUGUGUCUGGUUUUGUUGAAAUAAGAACUGUUAAUGAAGGAUAAAUGUGUGGGGUGUGUGACUUUUAAAAAUCCUUACUUUCUUGAAGAAAUUAAUCCUAUUAUGUAAGUUGAAUGUGUUUUGAAAAUUUUUUCUUUUUUUUGCAUUUUGGGAAGAAGAUGGGACCUAUUAAGUUGUAAUUUUGCACUUUUUAAACUUUGAAGGGAAACAAUAUUUAUAGGGUUCAAAGCCCAUUUUCAGUUCUAAUUUAAAGUAUAUGUGCCUGUUUAAAGUCUUUGUGCUCUUUAUACUUUUUCACUCCAUCAAAAAGAAAAUAGGCUCUUGCAUUUUCUGUUAUAGUUUUUCCCACCUACUUAAAUAUUGCCCUCUUGCCUUAAGGCUAAGAAAUCAGUCUUGCUUAUACUACUGCUAAAUUAAAAAAAAAAAUCUCAUGAUUUUUAUUUUGUUAAAGGAGAUAAGAGUGGUAAAUUUAAAUUUUAUUUCCGACAAAACCCUGGCCUCAGUAAAACUAAUGGAUCAUAAAAAUAUCAUUAAUAUACUUUUUGGAAAGCUUUAUCUAUACCCAUGAAUUGUAACUUUUCACACAUUGGAAAAUUGGAGUCUCUUUAAGGAAGGUUCUUUACAUUUUUCAUACGUUUCAUCACUAUGAAUAUUAGAUUUUAAUUUUUUAAAGGAAAGAGUUGAUUGGCAUAAAAUUUUAACUUCCAAAAUCCCUAAAAAGCAUUAAGUAAGUACCAUUGCACAAGCUUGCUUUAUUUUUUAAACUUAAGCCUGACUGAAUUUUGCUGGGCAGAGGGUGAAAGAGUUCAUGGAGCGAUUUGGUUUGAUUGCUUAUCUUCUUAAAAGAAAAAAAACCAGUGUUAUUAAUAUCAUGCCUCAGCACUGUCACUUUGAAAACUUGUCAGGGUAAUACUGUGAAUUUGGAAACUGGCAGUUUUGAAAUUUUCCAAAAUCCCAAUGUUGAAAUAUAUAUAGACUUCAGUCACUCUCCAAGUUUGUGUCAAAGAAUUGGCGAAUAAAUUGGUAAAGCCUGAUUCCUUUUGAGAAAGGAAAGUACUGUAGACUAACAACUAGACAAUGUUAGUAAUACCUUAGUCCAAAGGUCAUCUCUGUUUCUAUGCUUGUGCAGUGAUUGAGCUUGUUUCUAUUUGUUCUACAAGUGUGUGCAUUUGUUUGGUCGUGGGAACGUUAACUGAUUAUUUAAAGGACAGUCUCAAUUUUUACUCCUUCUGUUAUAGUUAAUGGAAGACAUGGGUAGGAGAAAAGAUCUCCAUAUCAAACUUGACUACAUGUGGGAGAGAAUUCUUUAGGUUAGGAGCUAGUGGGUUAGACAUGAUCUGGAAGGUUUACUACCUCAGCUUAUCCUCUACCUGGCUACUAUUCCAUUUAUGUCUAGUUUGCGCUAAAAUCCACACCAACCACAUUACCAUAAAGAUACUUCAAAUUUUAGUAUUAAAGAAAGAUUUUUUUUCCUUUCAAAAUAGGCCUCUAUUAAAAUUUGGAAAGAAUAAACUACCCUAGGGUAAAUUUUGUGAACAGAACACAGAUGAGUGCUUUUUCUAAGGUACUGACCAUAGACUUGUAUGAUCUGCUAAAAUAAUACCUAUGAAAUAUAUGCUAUUUUAAAAUUACAUAGUAUUUCAUUACUUAGAAAAACAUGCACUAUUUGCCCUAUUUACAUUUUUUAAUACAUAGAAAUUCUCUUUGAAUUGAAAGCAUAUCUUCACAGGAUUAAUUGGUGCAAAUGAAAUCUUUGUGUAAUGUGUAAUUGUUGUGUACAAUGGAGGCUAUGGAACAUUACUUGGCUUGGACUGUAGAACGAUAUUCAUUUGGGCCCUUUUUAUGUUCAACCUUUCUACCCCUGGUUUAGAGGAGUGGGCAGGGAAAUCCACUACAAUUGUGUGUAUAAACUUUUUUUGUUAAGGAUUUCCUCCCCAAACCUGUCUUUUAAGAAAGUAUUGGGCUUGAGGGUUGUGAGGAGAGGGAACUGAGUUUGAGUUUGAAAAAAAAAAAAUCAGAGUCCUGUCAAUUUCAUUCUAGCCAUAGUGUAAACUUGGUGGUACUUUUUCUAGCUAUAAAAACUUUAAAAUUGUAAUGGUGCUUUAAGUGACAGUGUAGUAUGUGGGAGACUUUGUACAGAGAUGUGCUUGUUUCUGAGUGUUGAAAUACUAAAAGAGCGCCUCUUCAUUUUCAACUUUAAAUCAAAACUGUGUAACUAAUUAUCAGAUUUUAUUUUUAUAUAAUUUUGCAAAGUAAAAGAGGAGACUGGCAAACCUCUAGAUUUGACUUUUACAGACCCAGACUGAUGUAAAUGUUUGUUGGGGUUUUAUAACUAAAAUUAUAUUUCUGUGUAUAAACUGUUCAAAACUAAUCUGUAAAUUGUAAUAAAAAUAUU